This is a messenger RNA of Spirometra erinaceieuropaei, 1731 nucleotides long. NCBI's taxonomy places the organism in Eukaryota, Metazoa, Platyhelminthes, Cestoda, Diphyllobothriidea, Diphyllobothriidae. The record is from the annotation of a GenBank genome assembly.
AUGGAUUUCACGGACAGUUUUCAGCAUUCCAUUGCCGGAAAGGCAUUUCUCUCGUUCGAUGAGUUCCAAAAAGAACUGGAUGCCUUUACCGAGGUACGUGAUUCUAAGAUUUAUGAGCUCCGGUAGGAAAGUGGCAGUCAAUUUAUUUUGAAGAAAAGACUUAGACAUAACCUGGGACACUCGAUGAGAGACAUUCAUCAAUAUCGCUAUGCCCACUUUGUUUGCGCUUAUGCUUACUCGACUGACUGCGAGGCCUUUUUUACUAUUGCCUCGAAAAGCUCCUGUCUACGCGUCAUUCAAUUCUUCAUGGCCCAUAACCAUGCGGUCAUAUAUAACCCGGCCUUUCGACAGCGCGACCCCAACGGUUAGUACUAAAUUAACCUUAUUCUUGUAAAUUUAGACGAGGAUGGAUAUGAAGUUCGGUGCGACCUCUCCCAGGAAUUCGAAAGUUCCUUCCCUGUCAAGCAUUUCGGAACUUACGAAGAGUUCGAAGAACAGCUUAAAAAAUUUCAAACAGUACUCAUUAAAGAUUUUAUUCAUAUUCUCAACUAAAGAAAACGAAAAGUAUCUACAUUAAACGCAACGCGUGUCGUUGGCCUCCAGACGCGUUAGAGAAACAACACCUGGUUUACCGGCGGCUUAAAAUCGAAUGUGUACACUACGGACAGCGAAAACGAAACAAACCCAAUAAACCGAACAUAAAGUAAUUUUCAUAACUCAGUAAUACUUUGCAGGAUCAGCUGUAAACUUGGUUGUAGAUCCUGCUUUUAUAUCACUUCGAGCAAUGGUUAUAUCACAGUUACAAACGUAAACAUGAAGCACAAUCACCCAGUGCCAAUAGAAUCGGCACUUCAGUAUCCUCAGCAGACAGGCAGAAAUUCGGGCGAUGAUGUGAGAAACAGUUUGAAUUAUUUACCUACAGAAUUAUUCCGAGUACAAUGUAAUUUUCGACGGAACGACCCAGUUCGUUGAGGUCUUUUCCUCGGGCAGGUUUCCGACCUUUGAUGAUUUCGCUAGUCGCCUUGAGGAAUUCCAAAGGGUACUCUUGUCUUUUCAACAGUAACCUAUUUCUGAACAAAAGGAGACUGGGUGUUUUUACAGUCGGCGAUCCACAGUUGUUUGGCCUCCUGAUGCCUAUGGCAAAGAACACUUAAAGUACAAGUUCGUAAUUUACGACUGUGUACACUAUGGAAGCACUCGCAGCACCAAGAGAUGUCGAAGAACCAAGAGAAAUAACGGCUUUUGGUAGGAGAAAGAAGUAUUUCUCACCUUUCAAGUUUCAAAAACAAGGUUGGUUGUAGGUCCUCAAUGCGAAUUUCAUCUGCCAAGGGAUACGUAGAGAUUCUGUCGUAUGAGAUGCGUCACAAUCAUCCACCCUCAUUAGAAGCUUCCGGUGAGUACCAACCUCAUAGCUGGCUCUUGUCUGGCAUCAGCAUUAAUGAAGAAGAAGGUCUGAUCGUGAAACGGCGUCGGAGGGCGAAGAAUCGAUACAACGCGAGACCACCCAAAGCCGACCCUUCACAUGUCUUAUCUGAUCCUAACGUCGAAUUGAUUAGACCACAACUUGAGAAACUGCGGGAAUUGGCAUUGUCCGCAAGCACGGAACGGUUCCAUUCGUUCUUGGCACAACUGUCUGAUUUUGAAUCUGAAUGGAAGGCAAGACUUCAUUUUCACAGUCAAUCAGGCCAGUAUUUUAACCGCACCGACGUUCCUGCGAUUGAUGAGACUUAG